Molecule: messenger RNA, 587 nt
Organism: Phymastichus coffea
Lineage: Eukaryota; Metazoa; Arthropoda; Insecta; Hymenoptera; Eulophidae
Gene: Cisd2
Product: CDGSH iron-sulfur domain-containing protein 2 homolog
Exons: 4
Coding region: 63-458 (131 amino acids)
Biological process (GO): regulation of autophagy
Cellular component (GO): intracellular membrane-bounded organelle; mitochondrial outer membrane
Molecular function (GO): 2 iron, 2 sulfur cluster binding
Source: RefSeq, a predicted model, not a curated record
AUUUGUAUUUCAGUCAAGUUGUGCGCUUGACUUUGGAGUCACUAACAAUCGCGGUAGUAAAUAUGGAACCCGUUGCACACCUCGUAAAAGUAUCUGUCCCGAAUUAUUUAAGUAAUUUGCCUAUUCCCGAUACAAUCGGAGGAUGGUUUCGACUAGGAGUGAAAGACUGGCUUGCUCUAAUUCCACCUUCAGCCGCUCUUGCCGGACUUGGAUACAUGUCCUACAAGGCUUUUUGCCCAAAAGCUAGAGCUGCAUCUUCUGGAAAAAUCAAUCAUAAAAUUCAGAAAAAUGUGAGUAAAGUUGUUAAUUCUGUAGAUAUUGAAGAUAUUACAGAAAAAGCAGCUUUCUGUCGCUGUUGGAGAAGUGAAAAUUGGCCUUACUGUGAUGGUUCUCAUGGUCGUCACAACACCGAAUGCAAUGAUAACGUAGGCCCCCUUCUUAUCAACAAAAAAAAUUAAAUGUUAAAUAAUGUAUAAUAAUUAUAUCAUUGUUGCAUCUGAAUUUAUCAGAAGGUUACCUAACAUUUAUUGUUUAAUAAGAUAUGAUUUUAUUAUAAAAAUUAAAAGCUAAAUUAUAAUAGAAAUCCA